Molecule: messenger RNA, 1026 nt
Organism: Vespa velutina
Lineage: Eukaryota; Metazoa; Arthropoda; Insecta; Hymenoptera; Vespidae
Product: actin-binding Rho-activating protein-like
Exons: 4
Coding region: 237-743 (168 amino acids)
Biological process (GO): positive regulation of Rho protein signal transduction
Molecular function (GO): actin binding
Source: RefSeq, a predicted model, not a curated record
GCACGACGUCGCGACGGCACAUUCAUAAGAGAAACGCCGGCCGGCUUACGUACUCAUGUAUAAUCAUCAAGUAUCUAAGAAAUACGCGAAACGUUAGCGGCAAAGUGUUUCCGAACGUACGAAUAUCGCGAAAGAACCUUCUCUCCCAGAGAACUUGACAAUCAAUUAUUCCGUUAUCAUUACAAAUCAGUAUUAAUAUAUCGUUUCUUCGUACGAUUACGGCUACGGCUUUAAUCAUGUCUUCGGUAAUGUUCGAAUCCUUGGGGGCCAAAGUAGCCAUGUUCGACCAAUACGCAAACAAGCACAAAGACGCACAGAAGAAAAAUCCAUUUACGUCCGGCUUGAAUAUCGAAAAGCCAAAAUUCUCGAAAGAGGAAUACGGCAGACCAGCCGCGGGAUCUCUUUCCGACAUACGCGGUCGCAAAGCUAACGCGCAUAUUCUACGAGAAAUUUUGGAGCUGUGCAAUAUCAUUUAUCAAAAUGGUACGCCAUGUAGCGACCAACCAGAUAUCACCGGCAUCACGUUCGGCGAUCUCUUCAACAUUUACACUCACAUAAGCGACAAAUGCGUGGGUCUUCUUUUAAGAGCCAGAAAACAGGGUCUGAUUAAAUUCGAGGGAGAAUGCCUUUUCCAGAGAAGGGACGACGACGUGCCAAUAUUCCUAGUGAAACCGAUCGUCGAGAUACGCGAGGACUUCAACAGGCGGCUUCAAGAAAUUACCAAAGAUAUACCGAUCAGUUAAUGGACGAUCAUCACUCUUUACGAAUUUCUACGCGGUGCCUUAAAUCGAUGCCUUCCAUUGGUUCCUUCCCUAUCGGAGAAUCUAUUCUUCUAUUGUGCCGUUGUAUUUAUUGUAUCUGUAACAUUAUUAUUCAGGACGUAACAGAAUGUGAAUGACCGGUAUGAGAGAUGUGCGUGAGUGCGAUUCGAUGUAAAUAUUUUGUGGUAAACUCGAUUCGUUUAAUGUGAUAUUACACGCCUAAAGAAAUUAUUAGAAAUAAAUGAAUAAAUUUAUAUUAAAGCUG